This is a messenger RNA of Emiliania huxleyi CCMP1516, 963 nucleotides long. RefSeq lists its product as hypothetical. Gene Ontology annotation, molecular function: ATP binding; nucleic acid binding. Bases 1 to 963 code for a protein of 320 amino acids. NCBI's taxonomy places the organism in Eukaryota, Haptophyta, Isochrysidales, Noelaerhabdaceae. Gene Ontology annotation, cellular component: nucleus. The transcript has 3 exons. The record is from RefSeq and is a predicted model, not a curated record.
AUGCGUCGCAAGCGAGAGGCGUUCGACCCGACCGAUGACCUCUUCGAGGGCCUUCCCUCCGCCAAGCAUGCGGCUAUACGGCUGCGCGACGACAGCGGUGACAGCGACAGCUCUCACGCCGACGCGGACGGUGCCGCGAGCGAGGCCAUCGUGGAGCCGGCAGCAGACAGCGUGCCUGUCGCGGAGACGGCUGCGCGACUGAGCGCACGCGAGCCGAGUGCGGCGUCCUCGGCUCAGGGCGUGACUGAUGAGGCCGGGCUGCCACUCUGGAUGCGCACAGCCGCGGCGCGCAUCAUCGGAGACCACACGCCUCCGAUCAGCGCACUGGCGCUCGACCGCCGGCUCGAGGCGGCACUCGGCCGCAUGGGCGUGCGCCGCUGCUUCCCGGUCCAAGCCGCAGUCGUGCCAAUGGUGCUCGCCUCGGCCGCCUCCUCCUCCGCCGGCGACAUUUGCUGCUGCGCGCCGACCGGGUCGGGAAAGACGCUCGCGUACUCCCUCCCGCUGCUGCAGCACCUGCUCGGCAAGAUCGACGCGGACACCAUCGACGCGGUUGUCAACUACGACCCGCCGUCAGACAUCCGCUCCUACCUCCACAGGGUCGGCGCGGACACGGAGCGAAGGCCAGACGACCCGGCGCAGGCGAUCGUCAUUUGCACAGGUGGCCCGCCUCCUGUGGCAUACGUCCGCGCGCUGCAGAGCGUGAUGGAGCCCCACUUCCCCGAGCGCCUGCGCAUGUCGGUCGUUUAUCCGAUCCCCUGGAUGAUGAAGAUGGUGGUGAACGGCUUCAUCGCAUUCCUGCCGAGGGUGACUCGGGACAAGUUCCGGCUGUGCGCGACGUGCGAUGAGCUCCUCGAGCUCACGGGGCUCUCGCUGAGCGAGGUACCCGUCGACCUGCAAGGGGGCGCAGCGGCGCAGGAGGCGGCGGAAGCACUGGGCUCCGGCGAUGCCGCCGAAACAAGCUAG